This is a messenger RNA of Rotaria sp. Silwood2, 1098 nucleotides long. Lineage: Eukaryota; Metazoa; Rotifera; Eurotatoria; Philodinida; Philodinidae. The record is from the annotation of a GenBank genome assembly.
AUGGAGGUCGAUAUUGAAUCAGAAUGGCGUUUGUUUUGCAUGGCAUUAUUCGACGUUGCAACGGAUACAUGUGAAACAAAGCGCGUUGGGCUCCAACAUGGACAGAAGAAAACAGAAUGGUGGACUGAAGAAGUUCGAAAAGCUAUCGGUGAAAAGAAAACAGCAUAUCGUGGAUGGAUACAACGACAAACACCAGAAAAUUGGCAAAACUAUAAACAACUACGAGAUAUAGCAAAGAAACUUGUAACUGAAGCAAAAGCAAAAUCGUGGAACAAUUUUGGCCAUCAACUAGAAUACAAUCACCACUCGGCAAACAAAUUAUUGUGGCUAACCAUCCGGCGACUUUAUAAAGGUGGACAAAAAUCAACUCGUUCAGUGAAAGAUACUUCAGGUCGACUUUUGACACUAGAAGAAGACAUUGUAAAUCGGUGGAAAGAAUACUUUGGAGAUUUAUACAACUCAUCGGCUGAACAUAAGAUACAAUCAAGUGAACCUGAUAUCAAUGAAUCCAAUGACAUAUCUAUGACUGAAGUCACAGCAGCCAUCAAAUCACUUAAAUCUGGUAAAGCUGCGGGAAACAUAAUGCUGCAUUACAAACUCGUACUCACUACUGUAGUCUUAUCAAUAUUUUUUAUUCCAUUAAAUAUUAAUGCUCAAAAUGAUAAAAAUGAACUCGUUCAAAAAUUGAUCAAUGAAGCACGUCAACUCAAUCUGAAAAUUGAUGAAUCGAAAAUAGUUACACGAUCUAUCGGUGGCGAUGGUGAUAUUGCUGCUGUACCCUUGAUCACUGACUCUAUAUUGAACGUAACGAGCGAAGCUAUUGAAAAAGGUGAAGUUUAUACUUCACUUCAAUGUAUGAAAACAAAAAAACUCAAUGGAUGCUAUCGUGUUCGUGCUACGGGUCUUCUCAAAACAAAAAAGGGAUUGAAUGUGUCUCUCAUAGAUAAAGGUAACAAAAUAAUUGCAAAUUCUGAAAUGGUACCUCGAGCAGAAAAACGAAUUAAACGCAGAUUGAUUCUUAUAAUUGAUGGACCUGUUGAUGUCUAUAUAGAUGGUGUAUAUUACGGAACAUAUGACUUUGUUAUCAUUUAUAUUUAG